Molecule: messenger RNA, 7758 nt
Organism: Loxodonta africana (African savanna elephant)
Lineage: Eukaryota; Metazoa; Chordata; Mammalia; Proboscidea; Elephantidae
Gene: TECTA
Product: tectorin alpha
Exons: 23
Coding region: 1016-7483 (2155 amino acids)
Biological process (GO): cell-matrix adhesion
Cellular component (GO): extracellular matrix
Molecular function (GO): extracellular matrix structural constituent; protein binding
Source: RefSeq, a predicted model, not a curated record
CACCGCUCUUCCACGGACGUUUGGCUAAAGAAUUGUGAUAACUCCAAAUAACAGGAGGGUUUUCGUUUUUAAAAAUGCUGCCAGGAGCAAACUUCAUGGUUGAGCCCCACACUCUGAAGCACGCACUUUGGCUCUUCUGCAGGUGUAUGUGUAAUUCAGAUCUUACGUAUUUUGCACCUCCGCUCUCAGGAAACUAAGCGUCUAUGACCCUAACAGACGGUCAAGCCACCCGUUCAAUUGAAUGUAAACCAAGAUGAAAACCAGAGGGCUUCAGUUCGAGUAUCAUUUCAUUUGGGGGCUGUUUAUUCUCUGUAAUUAAUUUGCUGGGACUAGUUAGUUGCUUGUGCGUUGGAUUCUAUUUUUAUUAUAAUUCCAAUGAGCAAUUCUGGUGUGUGAUUUUUAUAACCAAUGUCUCUGUCAUUCAUUUCACUGUGAAAAGACAGCGGACAGGGUCUCAUGCCACCCGUGAACCUGGUCGAGACGUCAGGAUAAUGGGUUGGCUCCAGAAUAUAAGGAAGGGGAGGACAAAUGAAAUCCUCCUGCCAGCAGAAACACUUUAAUCAACUUUUCUUUGGCCUGUGAUGGAAAGCUGUUGUGAAAAUUAGGAGAGCCCGGUCCCUCAGAGGACGCAGCUUCUGUCGUAGAGACCCAACAUGGGACACGCAUCUACCGAGCCAGGUCCUAGUUUUCCGGACUUUCAUAGUUGCAGAGUAGAAGCCUUUGCUCUACUCACUGCCACUCUGGCUGAUUAUACAUAAUUACAUGACAAUUUGAAUGAUCUCAUUACCCUUUCCAACUGGCUUCUUAUGGGGGACUAAUUUGUUCCCAAAGUGUUGAACUUCAGAGGACCUGCCGGCUUUGGGGGAAUUCUCACCCAACUCAGAACUGUUGAUGUUAUAUGAAUUUGUCCUGUGAUGGUUGCGGUGUGUCUUGGGAUUUGCCACCAAACACACCUGGUGUUCUAUUUACUCUGGCAAGCUGGGGAUUUUUUUCUUUUUCUUUUUAAAAUUCCAGGAUGAAUUAUUCAUCAUUACUUAGAAUUUGGGUCUCUUUCAUCUUCGCACUUGUACGGCACCAAGCCCAGCCCAGGGAGCUCAUGUAUCCAUUCUGGCAGAAUGACACCAAAACCCCCAAAGUAGACGAUGGAAGCUCCUCGGAAAUUAAGUUGGCCAUCCCUGUUUUCUUCUUUGGCAUUCCUUACCGAACUGUCUAUGUCAAUAACAACGGAGUUGUUUCCUUCAAUGUGCUAGUAAGCCAGUUCACGCCAGAAUCCUUUCCCCUGACAGAUGGGAGGGCCUUCAUUGCCCCAUUUUGGGCAGAUGUGCACAAUGGAAUUCGAGGCGAGAUCUAUUACAGAGAGACCAUGGAUCCUGCCAUCUUGAAAAGAGCUACCAAGGACAUCAGGAAGUACUUCAAAGACAUGGGAACCUUCUCUGCCACUUGGGUUUUCAUUGUGACAUGGGAGGAAGUCACGUUUUAUGGAGGGAGCAGCACCACACCUGUGAACACCUUCCAGGCUGUCCUGGUGUCUGAUGGCUCCUAUACAUUCACGCUCUUCAAUUAUUACGAAAUUAACUGGACCACUGGAACUGCGAGUGGUGGGGAUCCCCUGACGGGUCUUGGUGGAGUGAUGGCACAGGCAGGAUUUAAUGGUGGAAACCUCACCAAUUUCUUCAGCCUCCCGGGGUCCAGAACCCCUGACAUUGUGAAUAUUCAAGAGACCACAAACGUCAACGUUCCAGGCCGCUGGGCGUUUAAAGUUGAUGGGAAGGAAAUUGACCCAGCCAAUGGCUGCACCUCCAGAGGACAGUUCCUUCGUCGAGGAGAGGUAUUCUGGGAUGACCUGAACUGCACCAUCAAGUGCCGCUGUCUGGAUUUCAACAAUGAGAUCUACUGCCAGGAGGCCUCUUGUAGCCCCUAUGAGAUGUGUGAACCCAAAGGGAAAUUCUUCUACUGCAGCCCUGUGGAGACCAGCACAUGUGUGGUGUUUGGGGAACCGCACUACCACACUUUUGAUGGCUUCCUCUUCCACUUCCAAGGCUCCUGUGCCUACCUGUUGGCCCGACAGUGCUUACAGACUUCUAGCCUCCCCUUCUUUAGCGUGGAGGCCAAGAAUGAACACCGGAGUGGCUCGGCUGUCUCCUGGGUAAAGGAGCUCUCUGUGGAGGUGAAUGGCUACAAGGUUCUCAUCCCCAAAGGAAGCUAUGGGAAAGUCAAGGUUAAUGACCUAGUGACUUCUCUGCCCGUCACCUUAGAAUUGGGGGCGGUGAAAAUCUACCAGAGUGGCAUGUCUACUGCUGUGGAAACGGAUUUUGGGCUCUUAGUGACGUUUGACGGCCAGCACUAUGCCUCCAUUUCCAUCCCAGGCUCCUAUAUAAACUCCACUUGUGGGCUCUGUGGAAACUACAAUAAAAACCCACUGGAUGACUUCCUCCGCCCCGAUGGCAGGCCAGCCAUGUCUGUGCUGGACCUCGGAGAGAGCUGGCGUGUCUACCACCCCGACUGGAAGUGCGACUCCGGCUGUGUGGACAACUGCACCCAGUGUGAUGCUGCCACCGAGGCCGUCUACUUCGGCUCCGACUACUGUGGCUUCCUCAACAAGACGGAUAGCCCCCUGUGGGAGUGCGGUACCGUGGUGGACCCCACAGCCUUCAUCCACAGCUGUGUGUAUGACCUGUGCAGUGUGCAGGACAAUGGCACCCUCCUCUGUCAAGCCAUCCAGGCCUACGCCCUGGUGUGCCAAGCCCUCGGCAUUGCAAUUGGAGACUGGCGAAUCCAGACUGGGUGUGUGUCCACCGUGCAGUGCCCAAGCUUCAGCCACUAUUCCGUGUGCACCAGCAGCUGCCCCAACACGUGCUCGGAUCUGACGGCCUCUCAGAACUGCCCAACCCCCUGCACUGAGGGCUGUGAGUGCAACGAAGGCUUUGUCCUCAGCACCAGCCAGUGCGUCCCCCUGCACAAGUGCGGCUGCGACUUCGACGGCCACUACUACACCAUGGGGGAGUUCUUCUGGGCCACGGCCAACUGCACCGUGCAGUGCCUGUGCGAGGAGGGCGGAGACGUCUACUGCUUCAACAAGACCUGCCGCAGCGGCGAGGUGUGCGCGGUGGAGGAUGGCUACCAGGGCUGCUUCCCCUCGCGGGAGACCGUGUGCCUGCUCAGCCAGAACCAGGUGCUGCACACCUUCGAUGGCGUUGCCUACUCCUUCCCCUCGGAGUUCUCCUACACCCUCCUGAAGACCUGCCCCGACCGGCCAGAGUACUUAGAAAUCGACAUCAACAAAAAGAAGCCUGACGCAGGGCUUGCUUGGCUACGAGGCCUUCGGAUCCUCGUGGCUGACCAGGAGGUCAAGAUAGGCGGAGUCGGGGCUUCAGAAGUCAAGUUGAAUAGUCAGGAGGUGGAAUUACCUUUUUUCCAUCCUUCGGGGAAGCUGGAAAUUUAUCGAAACAAAAACAGCACCACGGUGGAGUCCAAGGGCGUUGUGACGGUGCAGUACGCAGACACAGGCCUGUUGUACAUCCGGCUGUCCACUACCUACUUCGAUUGCACUGGAGGGCUGUGCGGCUUCUUCAACGCAAAUGCCAGUGAUGAGUUCUGUCUCCCCAACGGCAAGUGCACAGACAACCUAGCAGCGUUCCUGGAAAGCUGGACAACCUUCGAGGAGAUCUGCAACGGGGAGUGCGGGGACCUGCUGAAGGCUUGCAGCAACGACUCAGAGCUGCUCAAGUUUUAUCGGAGCCGUUCCAGGUGCGGCAUCAUCAACGACCCCUCCAACAGCUCCUUCCUGGAAUGCCACGGUGUGGUCAAUGUCACUGCCUACUAUCGCACCUGCCUCUUCCGCCUGUGCCAAAGUGGGGGCAACGAGUCGGAACUCUGUGACUCUGUGGCUCGCUAUGCCGGUGCUUGCAAGAAUGCUGAUGUGGAGGUGGGCCCCUGGCGAACCUAUGACUUCUGCCCUCUGGAGUGCCCGGAGAACAGCCAUUUUGAGGAGUGCAUGACGUGUACGGAGACCUGUGAAACCCUGGCCCUGGGCCCCAUCUGUGUGGAUAGCUGCUCUGAGGGCUGUCAGUGUGACGAGGGCUAUGCCCUGCAGGGCAGCCAGUGUGUUACCCGGAGCGAGUGUGGCUGCAACUUCGAGGGGCACCAACUCGCCACCAAUGAGACCUUCUGGGUGGACCUGGAUUGCCAGAUCUUCUGCUAUUGCAAUGGUACAGACAACAGCGUCCACUGUGAGACCAUCCCCUGCAGGGCUGAUGAGUACUGCACGGAGGAGGGCGGCCUGUACUACUGCCAGGCCCGCACUGAUGCCUCCUGCAUUGUCUCAGGCUAUGGCCACUAUCUGACCUUUGAUGGCUACCCCUUUGACUUCCAGACCAGCUGCCCAUUCAUCCUGUGCACCACAGGAAACAGGCCUAGCUCAGACACUAUCCCCAAGUUCAUCGUCACAGCCAAGAAUGAGGACCGGGACCCAUCGCUGGCCUUGUGGGUCAAGCAGGUGGACGUGACUCUGUUUGGCUACAGCAUUGUGAUUCACCGGGCCUACAAACACACUGUGCUGGUCAACAAUGAACGGCUCUAUCUACCUCUGAAAUUGGGACAAGGUAAAAUAAACAUCUUUUCCUUUGGCUUCCAUGUGGUCGUGGAAACUGAUUUUGGCCUGAAGAUCGUGUAUGACUGGAAGACCUUCCUGUCAAUCACAGUCCCCCGGAGCAUGCAGAAUAGCACCUAUGGCCUAUGUGGCCGCUAUAACGGCAACGCUGACGAUGACCUGGAGAUGCCCAUGGGGCUGCUUGCAUCUAGUGUCAGUGAGUUUGGGCAGAGCUGGGUGAAGAGGGACAUCUUCUGCCAGGUUGGCUGUGGGGACCGCUGUCUUUCCUGUGCCAAGGUUGAAGGGUUCUCCAAGGUCCAGCAGCUGUGUAGCCUGAUCCCCAACCAGAACGCUGGCUUCGCCAAGUGUCACAGCAAAGUCAACCCCACCUUCUUCUACAAGAACUGCCUUUUUGACUCUUGCAUCGAUGCGGGUGCGGUGCAGACUGCCUGUAGCUGGCUACAGAACUACGCCAGCACCUGCCAGACUCAGGGGAUCGCAGUGACCGGCUGGCGGAAUUACACGUCCUGCUCUGUCACCUGCCCUCCCAACAGCCAUUACGAGAGCUGUGUGAGUGUCUGUCAGCCCCGCUGUGCCGCCAUCCGCCUGAAGAGCGACUGCAACCAUUACUGUGUGGAGGGCUGUCAGUGUGACGUGGGCUACGUCCUGAACGGCAAGAGCUGCAUCCUGCCCCACAACUGCGGCUGCUACUCAGACGGCAAAUACUAUGAGCCCAAGCAGCUGUUCUGGAACAGCGACUGCACGCGGCGCUGCCGCUGUUUCCGCCGCAACCUGAUCCAGUGCGACCCGCGCCAGUGCAAGUCGGAGGAGGAGUGCGCCCUGCGCAACGGCGUGCGCGGCUGCUUCAGCACCAAGGCCUCCUACUGCUUGGCGGCCGGCGGCGGCGUCUUCCGCACCUUCGAUGGCGCCUUCCUCCGCUUUCCCGCCAACUGCGCCUUCGUGCUGUCCACCAUCUGCCAGAAACUGCCCGACAUCUCUUUUCAGCUCAUCAUCAACUUCGACAAGUGGUCGUCCCCCAACCUCACCAUCAUUUCUCCCGUCUACUUCUACAUUAACGAGGAGCAGAUCCUCAUCAACGACCGGAACACGGUCAAGGUGAAUGGCACACAAGUGAAUGUGCCUUUUAUAACUGGCUUGGCAACCAAAAUCUACAGCAGCGAGGGGUUUCUGGUGAUUGACACCAGCCCUGACAUCCAGAUCUAUUACAAUGGCUUCAAUGUCAUUAAAAUCAGCAUUAGUGAGAGGCUGCAGAACAAAGUGUGUGGCCUCUGUGGCAACUUCAACGGGGACUUGACUGAUGACUACGUGACCUUGCGGGGGAAGCCAGUGGUGAGCAGCGUGGUGCUGGCCCAGAGCUGGAAAACCAAUGGCAUGCAGAAGAGACCUCUUGUCCCCAGCUGCAACGAGCUGCAGUUUUCGCAGUACGCAGCCAUGUGUGACAAUGUGCACAUCCAGAAGAUGCAGGGUGACGGCUACUGCCUGAAGCUCACGGACAUGAAGGGCUUCUUCCAGCCCUGCUACGGGCUUCUCGACCCACUCCCGUUCUAUGAGUCCUGCUACCUAGACGGCUGCUACAACCUCAAGAAGUUCCAGCUGUGCGGUUCCCUGGCUGCCUAUGGGGAGGCCUGUCGCUCUUUUGGGAUCCUCAGCACUGAGUGGAUUGAGAAGGAGAAUUGCUCAGGAGUGGUUGAAGAUCCCUGUGUGGGGGUGGACUGUCCCAACCGAACCUGUGAGCUGGAGAACGGAGGGGAGCUGUGUGGGUGCAUCGAGCCCCCUCCCUAUGGAAACAACUCACGUGACAUUAUCGAUGUAGAGGUGACCUGCAAGGCAGCCCAGAUGGAAGUGUCCAUAUCUAAGUGCAGACUCUUCCAGCUUGGCUUUGAGAGGGAGGGCGUGAGGAUCAAUGACAGACGGUGCACCGGCAUUGAGGGAGAAGAUUUCAUCUCCUUCCAGAUCAACAACACCAAAGAGAGUUGUGGAAACAUUGUGCAGUCCAAUGGCACUCAUAUCAUCUACAAAAACACAAUCUGGAUUGAAAGCGCGAACAACACUGGCAACAUCAUCACCAGGGACCGGACAAUCAGUGUGGAGUUUUCAUGUGCUUACGAACUGGAUAUCAAGAUCUCCUUAGAUUCUGUUGUGAAACCUAUGCUAAGUGUCAUUAACCUGACAGUUCCAACCCAAGAAGGCAGCUUCACUACCAAGAUGGCGCUCUACAAAAAUGCCUCCUAUAAACAUCCUUACCGCCAGGGGGAAGUAGUUUUGACGACUCGAGAUGUGUUGUAUGUAGGGGUCUUUGUGGUUGGAGCUGACGCUACACAUUUGAUCCUAACGCUGAACAAAUGCUACGCCACCCCUUCCCGUGACCCCAAUGAUAAGCUGCGAUACUUCAUCAUUGAAGGAGGGUGUCAGAAUAUUAAAGAUAACACCAUUGUCAUCGAAGAGAACGGUGUCUCCCUAACCUGUCGUUUUCACGUCACUGUCUUCAAGUUCAUCGGGGAUUAUGAUGAAGUUCACCUUCACUGUGCAGUGUCACUCUGCGACACAGAAAAACAGUCCUGCAAAAUAAGUUGUCCACAAAAUUCCAGGAUUGCCACAGAUUAUAGGAAAGAACCCAAAGAGCAAAUCAUUUCAGUGGGACCUAUUAGGAGGAAAAGGCUGGACUGGUGUGAGGACAACGGAGGCUGUGAGCAGAUCUGUACCAGCCGAGUGGAUGGAGCUCUGUGCAGCUGUGUGACAGGAACUCUGCAGGAGGAUGGCAAGAGCUGCCGAGCCUCUAAUUCUUCCGUUGAACUUCAAGUUUGGAUGAUUCUUCUCAUCAUGACCCAGAUUUCAUUAUGGCAUUUUGUCUAUACAACAGGCAUAACCUCAUAAAUAACUCAAGGUUGCUAUCUAAAGUACUGUAAUUUACUUACUUCAGCUCCCCGUAGGAUAAAAAGUGUGUGCCCUUAAGUCGGAACCUAUUUGAAAGUGUGCAGCACCGCAAAGUGAUGCCACCUGCCUCAAACAGUCAGAGAUCUGGAAAUGGGUGAGAGUCCAUGCUACUCUUUCAAAGUACACAGUUGGGCUUCUAAAAAGCCAGUUGUGAAAAGCGUAUAUCUUGUCUAAAGUUUCCAAACAGUUAUCACUAGGAACUUUGGUUCAUGUGA